AUGCAUGACCAAUUUGAGCUCGCAUACAACCUGAGAGUGGGAUGUGACCUUGGGAUAAAGACGAUCGAAAUUAGUGGACACGAUGCGAGGAUCAUUAUUUGGGAUAUUGCCGGUCAUGAACGUUUUCACACCAUAACAGCAAGGUAUUAUCGCGACGUGGAGGCCAUUGCGCUCGUCUACGAUAUCACCUCACGCCAAUCAUAUAGGAAUCUUGCCUAUAAAGUCAAAAAUAUCCACACUCUGGCACGACCGGACACGACGGUCGUGCUCAUAGGAACCAAGGCGGACUGUGAACCCCUCCGACAAGUCUCGUCAGAUGAGGGACGAAUGUUCGCUGCAGAACACGGCAAGACUUUUCUAGAGACUUCAGCGCUCGAGACCGAAAGCGAUAGGGAUAACGUACAUACGGAGUUUAUGACCAUCCUUACCGGUUAG
This is a messenger RNA of Serendipita indica DSM 11827, 435 nucleotides long. The record is from the annotation of a GenBank genome assembly. Lineage: Eukaryota; Fungi; Basidiomycota; Agaricomycetes; Sebacinales; Serendipitaceae.